AUGAGCAUUCCGAAAGCAGUAGCGGCGACGAUCCGAUUGAGAGUUCCAGCCGGCGGCGCACGUCCGGCGCCACCAGUGGGACCCGCGCUAGGUCAAUACCGUCUAAACCUAAUGGCGUUCUGCAAAGACUUCAAUGCGCGAACUCAGAAAUUCAAGCCAGACACACCAAUGGCGGUUACAAUAACAGCUUACAAAGACAACACGUUUGAGUUCAUAGUGAAAUCUCCGUCCGUCUCGUGGUACCUGAAGAAAGCCGCCGGAAUCGAAUUAGGCAGCACUCGUCCUGGUCACGUGACCGCCACGACUCUGUCUCUUCGGCACGUGUACGAGAUCGCUAAGGUGAAACAAUCCGAUCCGUUUUUGCAGAACAUGCCUCUUGAGUCGCUUUCGAACUCGAUUAUUGGUACUGCUAGUAGCAUGGGAAUUAAAAUUGUGAAGGAUCUUGAUUAA
Lathyrus sativus (Indian pea) is the source of this 450-nucleotide messenger RNA. The record is from the annotation of a GenBank genome assembly. NCBI's taxonomy places the organism in Eukaryota, Viridiplantae, Streptophyta, Magnoliopsida, Fabales, Fabaceae.